Molecule: messenger RNA, 1269 nt
Organism: Gastrolobium bilobum
Lineage: Eukaryota; Viridiplantae; Streptophyta; Magnoliopsida; Fabales; Fabaceae
Product: probable aminotransferase TAT2
Exons: 7
Coding region: 1-1269 (422 amino acids)
Biological process (GO): biosynthetic process; amino acid metabolic process
Molecular function (GO): pyridoxal phosphate binding; transaminase activity
Source: RefSeq, a predicted model, not a curated record
AUGGAAGGUGGUGGUGUCGCUGCGAACAAUGAAUCGAAAACAGUGUCCAACAUCACCAUUAAGGGUAUGCUUAGCCUUCUUAUGGAAAGUAUUGAUGAGAAUCAUGAUGGUGGCAAGAGAGUUAUUUGUUUGGGUAUAGGUGAUCCAACUUUAACGACAUGCUUCCACACCACCAACAUUGCUGAAGAAGCUGUCAUUGAUGCAAUUCAGUCACACAAGUUUCAUGGCUAUGCUCCCCCUGUCGGUCUUCUUCAGGCUAGAAAUGCAAUCGCUGAAUAUCUGUCUCGAGACCUCCCUUAUCAGUUAUCAUCGGAUGAUGUUUUUAUCACAUGUGGAGGCACACAAGCCAUUGAUGUUUCAGUGGCAAUGCUUGCUCGCCCCGGUGCAAACAUCUUGCUUCCAAGACCUGGCUUCCCAAUCUAUGAACUUUCUGCUGCAUUUAGAGAAGUUGAAGUGAGGCAUUAUGAUUUGCUACCAGAGAAAGGUUGGGAGGUUGAUCUAGAUGCUGUUGAAGCUCUUGCUAAUCAGAACACAGUUGCAUUGGUCAUUAUUAACCCUGGCAAUCCUUGUGGAAAUGUAUACAGUUACCAUCAUUUGGAGAAGAUAGCAAAAACAGCAAAAAGGCUUGGAACAAUUGUGAUUGCUGAUGAAGUUUAUGGUCACCUUACAUUUGGGGCCAAUCCUUUUGUGCCAACGGGAGUUUUUGGCUCUAUUGUUCCUGUUCUCACUCUCGGGGCCCUGUCUAAGAGAUGGAUAGUUCCUGGAUGGAGGCUUGGUUGGUUUGUGACAAAUGAUCCAUGUGGCACUUUUAGAAAACCCAAGGUAGUUGAACGCAUUGAAAAGUAUUUUAAUCUAUUGGGAGGUCCAGCCACCUUCAUCCAGGCAGCUGUGCCUCACAUAAUUUUGCAAACUGAUGAGGUUUUUUACAAGAAAAUCAAUGAGAAUUUGAGGCAUGCCUCAAAUAUAUGUUUUAAGGGGAUAAAGGAUAUUCCAUGCAUUGUUUGCCCUUACAAACCAGAAGGGUCCAUGGCUAUGAUGGUAAAACUAAACCUUUCACUUCUGGAAGAUAUUAGCGAUGAUAUUGAUUUUUGUUUCAAGCUUGCUAAGGAGGAAUCUGUUAUCAUUAUUCCAGGAACUGCAGUGGGGCUAAAAGAUUGGCUUCGUAUUAUUUUUGCUGCUGACCAAUCUGCUCUUGAAGAGGGUAUGAAACGGAUAAAAUAUUUUUGUCAAAGGCAUGCCAGAAAAUGGUCAAAAGACUACGAAAUCUAA